Molecule: messenger RNA, 3305 nt
Organism: Leucoraja erinaceus (little skate)
Lineage: Eukaryota; Metazoa; Chordata; Chondrichthyes; Rajiformes; Rajidae
Gene: fbxw4
Product: F-box and WD repeat domain containing 4
Exons: 9
Coding region: 1709-3004 (431 amino acids)
Biological process (GO): SCF-dependent proteasomal ubiquitin-dependent protein catabolic process
Cellular component (GO): SCF ubiquitin ligase complex
Molecular function (GO): protein binding
Source: RefSeq, a predicted model, not a curated record
GAGGUGUUAGUUGAAGCAGGUACAAUUGCAAUGUUUAAGAAACAUUUAGACAGGUACAUGGAUAGAAUAGGUUUAGAUGGAUAUGGGCCAAGCGCAGGCAGGUGGGAUUAGUGUAGAUGGGGCAUGUUGGUCAGUGUCUGUAAAUAGGGCUGAAGGGCCUGUUUCCAUGCUGUAUGGCUCUAUAACUCUAUAAGGCCUUGCAGAGUUGUUUUAUACUUCCAAUGUUGGACAAACUACCCCUGUGAUUGUACAGACCUGUGUCUGGGUGAUGGAAUAACCUCAUAACAGUACCCCUAUAUCUGUGUGACUAAAUCACUGUAAGCAGUAAGAUCCUGUCACUGCAUUUGCGAUCGUAUACGUCAAGACCCUGUUACUCUGGGACAGUGACCAUACGUCUUUCUGCAACUAUGAUCCUAUGCAGCAAGACCCUAUUACUCUGUCUGUGUGAUCACACAGAAUGAGAUAGAACUUCUGUGCAACCCUACACAGUGAGAUACUGUUACUACAUGACUGCAUAAUCACAGAAGGCAAACUCCUGUUUUUAAUGACCUUGAUUCCAAGUAUCAAUACAUUGUUUUGCAUGAUUGAGUGAUCUUACGCAACAAAACUCUAUUGCUUCUGAUGAUUUUACACAGCAGGUCUCUUGCUGUGGAACCUGAGAGGUAAUGGCAGUGUAAAUUUAACUGUUUCCCAUUGGUCCUGCAGAAUAGCCGUGCUCCAGUUGGAAGCUUGUUGGAGGUAAGACACUGCAUAGGAUAUUGGCCUUUGUCCAUGUAACUGAUGCACUACAAUGUUGAGAACUAUUCCAAAUUCUGCAUCAUCCACUGCUAUCUAUUGUACUUGAAUUUGACUUGCUUGUAUUUAUGUAUAAUAAAUCUAACCUGUUUGGUUGGCAUGCAAAACAAAGCUUUACACUGUACUUCAGUACACGUGACAACAAUAAACCUAAAGGAUUGUGGCAUUUUAUCAUUGAACUUUGGGAUGAUUCUAAUUAAAUAAACACUUUUGUUUCAUAAAUAAUCAGUGAUCACCCCCAAUAAGUUAAACAUUCCCAUCGGAUUAAUUAAUGUACAAAAUCAUGGCAAUAUGAGUUUUAUAGCACAUAAGGCCACUCAUCCCAUUGUGUUAAUACUGGCCAAGAUACAACCAAAGGAGUCAUUCCCACUUUCCAGUUCCUUGACCAUUGCCUUGGAGGCCAUGCUUCUUCAAGUGUUCCUAUGUUUACCUUUGAAUAUGAUGAGGCUUUCUGGCUCCAUCACCCUUUCAAACAAUGCUAGAUCCAUAACAUUAUAUGCGGACAAAAAUGUAAACUCCCAUGGAAUCAAAUGAAUUUAAACCUAUCCACCCACUUAGGAAGUUGCAUAUGUAAUGCUAGUGCGUUCAUACAGACCACCUCAAUACAUGAAACACACGUGCAAAGUAUAUUUAUGUCCUGAUGCAUUUACAUAUAAAAUAAAGACAUAUAGAACAGUUGUUUACAUAAUUUGAUCGUUCACUUCCUGCUUACUUAUGUGACCCGUACUUUUUCACUAUUACAGAUAAGAGAGGAGUAUUUUAUAUUUAUGCGGAUACAAAUACUCCACAUGCUGGUGAACCUAGUAGUUGGCACGACAGGAGCAGGCUCCGUCUACACGUGUGACUUCUGUCUGCACGGCUGGAGAUGGCAGCCGGCGGGGUUUAGAGGGAGGGAGGGAAGGGAUGGGGGCAAAUGCAAGAGGAGGGGUAUGAGUUGCUCUGCCUCGGUGCCAGGCAGGGUGUGAGGAGGGCGAUACUGGCACUGUUACUGCCCCAGCUCCCCGACGACAUCCUGCUGCUGCUCUUCGCGUACGCCGAUGCCCAGGCCCUGGGCCGGUUGUCGCAGGUCUGCCGGAGGUUCCAGCGCCUCAUCAACAAAGACACUCUGUGGAGGAGCAUCGCCAAAGUCUCCCUCAACACCGGCCUCACCCGCCUGGGCAGGGACGCGUUUCCCCAAAUAGCUCUGAAGGACCGUGUGAAGGCCUCUCGGAACUGGAAGCAUGGGAGGUGUCGCCAAGAGGUUACCCUAAGGUGGAAGUGCAAUUUGUUACCCUGGUUACAACUGGACCAACAGUGGCUCUACCUCUCCCAAGCAUCUGAUAUCCGAGCCUACUCCUUGAGUCGGAAUGGCACUGGUCUACGGAGGCGCCCUAUCGCGGUCUACACUGGUCAUCAGGAUGAUGUCUGCCGAUUUGUCCUCAAUGAAUCUCAAGUUGUCAGUGGUGGAGGGAAUGGGAAGAUCAUUGUCUACGACACUUGCAACUCCUUUUGCACAGAGUACUCAGCACACAAUCAAGAGGUCAACUGCAUCGACAGCCGAGGACAUGUCAUCGUUAGUGGCUCAAGAGACAAGACAGCACGGAUUUGGUCACUGAAUUCAAAUCGCCUGGGCGAAUGCUUGCACACAAUAAGGACAGAAGAUCGAGUUUGGUCAAUCGCCAUUAACCCUACUCUCAGCUCUGUUUUGACCGGGACUGCUUGCUGUGGCCAUGCCUCUCCCUUACGGAUAUGGGACCUUCAAAGUGGCCAUCUGGAGAGCAGCCUGGGGUCAGACUUCCGAAGGGGAGCCGGGGUCCUGGACAUCUUGUACGAGAGCCCCUCGGUCGUGCUGAGUUGCGGGUACGAUUCCUACAUCAGGCAAUGGGACACACGGGCCGGCACCAGGCGCUGUGUGAUGGAAUGGGAGGAGCCCCACGACAGCGCUCUCUACUGCCUGCAGACCGACGGGAACUACAUGAUCGCCAGUGGCUCCUCGCACUAUGGGGUGGUCCGCCUCUGGGACAGGAGGCAGUCAAAGAGCCUCCAGAUGUUCUUCCUCUCCUCCCCCAGCAGCAGUCCCGUGUACUGCCUCCGGUUUACUACCUCCCACCUCUAUGCUGCCUUAGCCAAUGCACUUUACACACUGGACUUCACAUCGUCCAAGCCUUGGGGCUUGCCAGGUAAAGAGCCCCAGACACCAACCGAGACAUAUCCAGGACGGUGCACCUGAAGUCAAGGUCCGCCCAGCACACUGGCAGAUGAUGCAUUUGGAACAGACACCACUCCUUCACCCUUCCAGCUCUGCAGUCUUUAAAAAUCACCUUCUGUGGCUUUUUUUAAUAUAUGAAAUAGAGUGUUCUUUAUUUGCAAUAACUUUUAUAUGACUAGUGAAUGAGGUUGUCCAUUUGCUCAAAGCAUCAUCUGUAACUGGAUUUGUGUAGUUGGAAGGUGCUAAAGGCUGCACCAGUGUUCGGAUGUUUGAAUGCAAUUUAAAAAAAAUAAAAAACCUUGCAUUUGCAAGCGAUACAGCC